UAGACCUGGCCUAUUUAUCAAUUUUAUUUCCAAUCACGUGACUAAGGAGACCUAUUGCAGACGAAAGAUUUCUAAGCGCCACCUAGCAUUAUUGUAUAACAUUAAUGUAACUCAGAAAUUUGAUUCAUUUCUCUGCAAAACUGUGAGCGAGAUGGCUGAAGAAACUGCUACUGUUUCCGCUACCCCUGUGGCUGCUACGCCAAAAAAGGCGAAGAAAAGUCCGAGUAAGAAACCGAAAGCGCUGCCGUCGCAUCCUAAGGUUUCAGCAAUGGUCGUGGAGGCUAUUUCUAGUUUGAAGGAACGCGGUGGCUCAUCUCUGCAAGCUAUUAAGAAGCAUAUUGCAUCACAUCACAAGGUAGAUAUUGACCGUUUGACACCUUUCAUCAAGAAGUACUUGAAGAGUGCUGUGGCGGGUGGAAACCUGGUUCAGACAAAAGGUAAAGGAGCUACCGGUUCAUUUAAAGUUAGCGCAUCCGGUCAGAAAGGUAAAGAGUCAGGAAAGGGAAAAAAAAAGCCGAAGAAAGCAGCUGCAUCAUCAGCCAAGAAAGCUAAACCAGCUGCUAAGAAGCCAGCUAAGGCUAAAGAAGAGAAAAAGAAACCUGCCACUAAGAAAGUUAGUGUAAAAAAGGCGAGUAAAGCAAAAAGUCCUAAGAAAGCUGUAAAGGCAGCGAAGCCUAAGCCUCCAAAAGCAAAAAAACUUAAAGCUGCUAAAAAGGCGACACCAAAGAAAAGCAAGAAGCUGUAUUAGAACGUUUCUCAUUGGAUGGAAAUGAAAAGAAUGAAAUUCAAUAAAUAUGCUGCAUCCAAUGUGCACUUCAGUUCAUUCGAAGACUGUUAAAAA
Messenger RNA from Stegodyphus dumicola, 841 nucleotides. Its product is annotated as histone H1-III pseudogene. The record is from RefSeq and is a predicted model, not a curated record. NCBI's taxonomy places the organism in Eukaryota, Metazoa, Arthropoda, Arachnida, Araneae, Eresidae.